CCCCUGCAGGGCUCCCAGCUCCGCCGCCUCCUGGGACUUACAGAGCAACUCGACCUGCUGCCUGCUGCCAAGAUGGGGUUGACUGCUGACGAGUGCAAGCUGAUCAAGAGCUGCUGGGCCAAACUGGCCCCCGAGCACGAGGAUUUGGGCGGCGAAGCGCUGACCAGGCUUUUCCAGGUCUACGUGCAGGCCAAGAUCUACUUCCCGCACUACGACCUGUGCCCCGGCUCCAACGACAUUCACCACCAGGGCCAGAAGGUCAUCAAGGCCCUCGACAGCGCCAUCAAGAACAUUGACAACAUCCGCGGCUGCCUGUCCGACCUCAGCGACCUGCACGCCUACAACCUCCGCGUGGACCCCGUCAACUUCAAGUUUCUGACCAGAUGCCUCCACGUGACACUGGCCACCAGCCUCCGCGGAGAAUACAACGCCCUGGUCUACCUGGCCUUUGACAAGUUCCUCUGCCUGGUGGCCGAGGUGCUGACCGAGAAGUACAGAUGAGCCCCCCGCUGCCCGCCCCCUCGCCUCGGAGCUGCCGUUUGCCCCCCGUCUCGGGCACUCCGCCUCCGCUGUGCCACUGAGCAAUAAAAUGCGUGAACCUCA
Podarcis raffonei (Aeolian wall lizard) is the source of this 603-nucleotide messenger RNA. RefSeq names its product hemoglobin subunit alpha-D-like. The record is from RefSeq and is a predicted model, not a curated record. Lineage: Eukaryota; Metazoa; Chordata; Lepidosauria; Squamata; Lacertidae. Gene Ontology annotation, cellular component: hemoglobin complex; haptoglobin-hemoglobin complex; blood microparticle. The transcript is spliced from 3 exons. Gene Ontology annotation, molecular function: oxygen binding; organic acid binding; haptoglobin binding. Gene Ontology annotation, biological process: hydrogen peroxide catabolic process; oxygen transport. The coding region runs from base 73 to 501 and encodes 142 amino acids.